This is a messenger RNA of Sebastes umbrosus (honeycomb rockfish), 1623 nucleotides long. Its product is annotated as protein spinster homolog 3-like. The transcript is spliced from 12 exons. Gene Ontology annotation, biological process: transmembrane transport. Gene Ontology annotation, cellular component: membrane. Lineage: Eukaryota; Metazoa; Chordata; Actinopteri; Perciformes; Sebastidae. The record is from RefSeq and is a predicted model, not a curated record. Bases 76 to 1623 code for a protein of 515 amino acids. Gene Ontology annotation, molecular function: transmembrane transporter activity.
ACAUAAUCAUCUUUGGUGAGGAUACAGAGGGUAGAGGAUUUCUCUGUAACUAAGUCACACACUCUCCAUUUCCAGAUGAUUGAAGAGCCGCUCACCAUGGAGCCAAAGGACAGGCCAGGUCCUCGGUGGAGUCUGGGAUCCGGCUCUGGUCUAAAUAAUGGCUCUUCUGUGAAGAGCUUUUCAUCACUUACACCAAAGGCAGAAGAACAGGAGAGACCAGCUUUAUCACCUAGACGCGCCAAUAUAUCUGUAGCCGUGCUUUGCUACAUCAACUUGCUGAACUACACAGAGCGGUACACAAUAUCAGGUGUCCUUCCCAACAUUCAAAAAUUCUUUGAUAUAAGUGACAGUAUCGCUGCACUUAUACAAACAGUUUUCACCUGCAGUGUCCUGCUUUUGGACCCUCUCUUCGGUUACCUCAGGGAUCGCUACAACCGGAAAUACAUCAUGAUUGGCAGUUUGUGUGUGUGGCUUGUGACUGCAGUCGGCAGCUCUUUUGUCACAGAGUCGUACUUCUGGCUGCUGAUGCUGUUGCGAGGCAUGGUCGGGAUAGGAGAGGCCAGCUGCACCACCAUUGGUCCCACUAUCAUUAGUGACCUCUUUGUUGGGGCUCAACGGAGCAAAGUUGUCUGUGUCUUCUACAUCUUUGGCCCUGUCGGAUGUGGUCUUGGAUACAUAAUAGGGGCAGGGGUUGCUACUCUCACAGGAGACUGGCGCUGGGCUCUCAGGAUCACUCCCAUUUUGGGUGUAGUGGGAAUCGUCUUGCUGGUCUUCUUAUGCCCUAACCCACCCAGAGGUGCUGCAGAAACCCAGGGAGAGGGAGUUACAGGGGAGAGCUCCUACCUGGAUGACAUCAAGUAUCUUAUGAAAAAUAAAAGUUAUGUGUGGUCAACAUUGGGAGUGACGGCUACAGCCUCCCUCUCCGGAGCCCUGGCUUUCUGGAUGCCUACUUUUCUGUCCAGAGCUCGGAUCAAUCACAGACUCCAUCUGCCGUGUGUCAAAGAGCUCUGCAACCCCAUAGACAGUUACAUCUUUGGUGCUGUGAUGAUGGUGGCGGGCGCUCUGGGAGGGAGUCUUGGCAGUGGUUUAUCCAGAUGGUUUGGGGACAAGGUCCCAAAGGCAUACCCAAUCAUCUGCGCAGUGGGCCUGUUGGCAUCAGCUCUCUGCAUCUAUAUCUCCAUCGUUACGGCAUCAGCAAGCAUUCCUGCCACUUAUGUAUUCAUAUUCUUUAGUGAAACAUUGUUUAUGCUGAACUGGUCUGUCAUGAUGGAUAUACUGCUGUCUGUUAUCAUACCAACCAGAAGGUCCUCAGCUGUGGGUUUCCAGACAACAAUCUGUCAUCUACUGCGUGAUGCUGUGAGUCCUUACAUAGUAGGAGCGAUCUCUGAUGCUGUACGUAACUCUAAACCUGCAACUUACGACUGGAGCUUCCGCAGUCUGAUGUACAGCCUCCUGGUCUGCCCAUUUGUUGCGGUCCUGGGUGGACUGUUCUUCCUCAUGACUUCCGCCUACAUUAUUGAAGACAGGAAGGCAGCUGCGCAAUUGGUUAUAGGAGAUCUCCCACCACAGCAGCGUCCUGCAUCUGAGCCCCCAAUGGAACUGAGCAACGGGGGAAGUCCGUAA